Molecule: messenger RNA, 4039 nt
Organism: Gadus macrocephalus (Pacific cod)
Lineage: Eukaryota; Metazoa; Chordata; Actinopteri; Gadiformes; Gadidae
Exons: 7
Coding region: 220-3141 (973 amino acids)
Molecular function (GO): GTP binding
Source: RefSeq, a predicted model, not a curated record
AGGAGGUGGCAGUAUUUACAUUUUUAUUCAUACUGCAAGGAAGUGUUCAGACCAACUUGUUAAUCAUCUGGACGUCAACCUUCAGACUCAUUAGCACAGAAGGUAGUGACACAUUAACCUCCACACCUAGGGGAGGCUAAAACAUGUUGGAGAAGCUCCCUAGUGGAGUUCUGUAAAGGUGUAAAUACAGUCGGGCCGAGCUGAAGACAUUACACUGGAAUGGCAAAGCAAGAACUAUCAUGGGAGGACGGUUGCAAAUCACACCUAAAAAUCAUCCUCCUCGGCGGGCGAAACUCGGGGAAAAGCGUUGUGGGCAACCUCCUGCUUGGCAAGGAGGAGUUUGUGACUAGGGAGCGGACCACCUGCUCCAAGAGGCAAGGGGUGAUGGCGGGGCGCUGGAUCUCCGUGGUGGACACACCUGGCUGGUGGUGUGACCUGGGAACACGAGAGACGGCAGAACUAGUAAAGAGAGAGAUCGCCAGCAGUGCACUUUUGUGUUUCGCGGGACCACAUGUGUUCCUGAUUGUCGUCAAGGCGUGUUCGGACUUCUCCGAACAGCGUCGGAGGGCUCUGGAGCAACACGUUGCCCUCCUCGGCGAGGCAGUGUGGCGGCACUGUAUCGUUCUCCUCACUUGCGUGGAUAGGGGAGAGCAUGGAGCGGACGAGAAGACGGACAACAGCGGCCUCCAGUGGCUGGUUGAGAAGUGCGGCCAGAGGCGCCAUCGUCUCACGCUGCCUGGCGACACGGUAGGCGGCCAGGUCACACAGCUGUGUGUCAAAAUACUGAAACUGGCCACCGAGAAUGCGGAUAGACCUUUUGAAAUAGAACCCAGCUGUUUACGUAGGAUCAACCAGAGCAUAAAGAUGGUGGAGGAGAGAGCUCUGCAGAGGUUCCUCAGGACGAGGGAGCAAAGAGCUCAAAUUCAAGAAGGUGUGCGCCCCCUCUCUGACCUCAGACUGGUGGUGCUGGGAGCCACUGGUUCUGGUAAGACCUCCGCGGUCCACGCCCUCCUAGGCCUUAGUGACGCCCAGCGGGAGGGCGCCGGGAGAACGGCGCGGUGCCGGGUCCACCGCAGCGCCCGCGUCCUUGACCGGGACAUGACCGUGGUGGACACGCCCGGCUGGUGGAGGAACUACUACGCCCUGGAGACCUCCGCCUUCGACCGGCGCGAGCUGUCCCGCAGCGUGCGUCUGUGCCCCCCCGGGCCCCACGCGCUCCUCCUGGUGGUCCGCGUGGACCGCGCCUUCACCGAGACCCACCGGAGGGCCGCGCAGGAGCACGUGGAGCUGCUGCUGGGGCCUGCGGCCUGGGGCCACGCCCUCCUGGUGUUCAGCUUCGGCGAUUGGCUGGGGGACACGAGCGUGGAGCGCUUCGUGGAGAGCGAGGGCGAGCCGCUGCGGUGGCUCGUGGACCGCUGCGGCGACAGGUACCACGUGAUGAACAACAAACGCACGGGAGACGCCGGCUUCCAGGUGGCCGAGCUGGUGGGCAAGGUGGAGGCGAUGGUGGCGGCCAACCAGGGCUGUGGUGGCUAUCUCCAAGCCGGAGGCGGUGUGACGGACGAACCCCUCCUCUCGGAGGAGGAGGAGGAGGCGGAGAGGAGGAGGAGGAAGAGGGCGGAGCAGGUGGAAGCCGACCAGAGGCUCCUCCUGAAGAACGAGCAGAGGCAGGCGCUGAGGUCCGAGCUGGAGAAGCUCCCCCCUACCUCCGACUUGAGACUGGUACUGUUGGCCGGCAGAAACACGGGCAGGACCUCCUGUGGAGACACCAUCCUGGGCCGAGGGGGUUUCCACGCCGACGACCGGGCCGCCGCGGGCGCCGAGCGGCACGCCCGCGUGAGAGGCGUGGCCGUGACGGUGGUGGAGCCGCCUCCCCCGCCGCCGUCCUCGCGUGGCCGCGAGCGAGAGGUCCCACGCGGCCUGAGUGCCCUCCUGCUGGUGGUGAACGCCAGCUCCUCCUUCACCUCCUCUCUCCUGGAGGCCCUGGAGGAGCAGGCGAUGGGAGGUGGCAAGGAGAUGCGGUGGAGCAGAGCCAUGGUGCUGUUCAGCCACGGCGACUGGCUGGGGGACACGAGCAUCGAGGAGCGGAUCGAGAGCGAGGGCGAGGCCCUGAGGAGCCUGGUGCAGCGGUGUGGGAACCGCUACCACGUCCUGGACAACCGGCACCGGGGAGACGGGGCCCAGGUCCACCGGCUCCUGGAGCAGGUGGAGGAGAUGCUGCUGGGGGCCAGGCGAGCUCUGCUCCAGAGAGGGGGGGAUUCAAUCAGAAACACUGUGACUCCGGCAGUAAGACACCGACAACAGGGGUUAGCGGUGGGUCAACGUCACAGGAAGAUCCGAGAUUUGGGGUUACCCUGCACCAAUAACUCAUCAGCCCUGGACUGUCCAGCGGAGACCAGCAUGAGUUGUCGUGUGGUCGCACGACCAGAACAGACCAGAUUGGCUCUCAGCAUCUACAUCGACAUGAACGGCCUGGCCUCGCGUACGGCCUGCCCUGACCUCAGAGACGACAAGGUGCCGAGAUGGACCUUGAGGGACAUAUUGGCCGCGAUGGGGAUUCUGCCAAACAGGUCUCGGACCAGUUCUCCACACGACCGCGUGGAGGUACUGAGUGAAGGGCGUGUCUGCGUGUCCCCCCUGAGACGCAGGGGGGCUGAGCCGGCCUCCCCCUCCCACCACCAGAGGGCGCUGACGACAGCGGCGGCGACCGAGGAGGACGCCGUCGCGGCGCGGUCGCCGUGGCAACCCAGAGACGACGCCCUGAGGAAGCUCUUCGCGUCGGGAGACCUGCAGGCCCUGAUCGACCAAUGGGGCAGCAGCAGCCUGGAGGAGCUGGAGGCCUUCGUCGACGCCCACUUCGAGAUGGUGUGGGAGCGGGCCAUGAGCUCGGCGUCGGAGGAUGAUGAUGUCACGGAGAGGGGCGGGGCCACGGGGGAGGAGGGGGCGGAGCAGGACGAAGCCGGGUCCUCCGUGGCGGAGGGGCUGUCCAAGCUGCACCUGCUGGAGGAAAUCCAGAGGGACGUGACGGAGAUGAAGCAGAGCCUGGACAAGUGCUGGAAGGUCAUGCUGGAGCUCCUGGAGGCCCACAGAGGAGGCCAGCGCCCUGCAGAGGAGGACUCACAACGGGCAACACGUGACUGACGCUGUGUGUAUGUCUCUUUAAGAAAAAAUCCAUUCGCGGAACGACUUUCACUUCGACUCGAUUUGUCCACCAGGGGGGGGUGUUGUAUUAGAGAUGUUUGACAGUGGGAUAGCGAAUUUUGUGUUCAGUCUCUUCAGUUCCUCUUUUCAGGGAAGCUGACUCUGCUGAUGUAUUCUAACUAAUCCAUUAUGGCACCCAUUCCACUCCUCCCCCUCCCUAGAAGAGGGACCCCCCACUUUGCGACCCCUCUCAACGUUAAUUAAGUUAAUAUUCUUUCUUGUCCUUUUGGGGGGCUUGGCUUAGGGGGUGUUACACACAUUUAGCCUGUAUAAAGGGUAAUCAGGGCUGGUUUAGGGCAAAUGGAAAGAGCAAUAUAUCACAUUUGAGUACAGGCAACUUAAUAACUGCAACAUUGUUUUACAAAGAUUGUAGCACAUCAAAUCACAAAGAAGAUCAGACAUUAUGUAAAUGAACAUCUUCUUGUGUGUGUGUGUGUGCAGGUGUGCACAUUUGUGUGCACGUGUGCGUGUGCAUGUGUAUUUCCAAGGAGUCAGCAGAACGACCCUGCUGAGAGAGUGACGCUGUUGGGUUGAAACCCUUAUUUUUUCAGCGGUGUGCCUAUUUUUCACUUAGGCAAUUGGCUGAGGCUGGUCUAGAGAGACCGUAACAGUGAACGCCACAACCCGUUGACACGGACGUCACGACAGACACCGACAGGCUCUGCUCAGGGAGACAGAGUCCUCCUUGGUCAAGGGCGACGGAAACCGUGUUACGCCGAAGAUACAUCCCCUUUGGAUAAAAGCUUUCACGAGGAAACAACAAUUUAGAUACCUGCUUGUCUUUGUCCCUCGAAUAAAGAGCAGGAAAUACGUUGUGGUCGCAAUAAAGCCCGUUUGU